Molecule: messenger RNA, 1264 nt
Organism: Musa acuminata AAA Group (dessert banana)
Lineage: Eukaryota; Viridiplantae; Streptophyta; Magnoliopsida; Zingiberales; Musaceae
Product: ranBP2-type zinc finger protein At1g67325
Exons: 7
Coding region: 125-991 (288 amino acids)
Source: RefSeq, a predicted model, not a curated record
ACACUGGAACGAUGCACACCCAACAGGAGGAGCGUUUAGGUCCGAUACGAGUUCCGCCGUCACCGAGUCGCCGCCCCUCCCAAAGGCGCCGAGCUAUCCUUCCCAUCGGUACCCCGUCCGCCUCAUGGCUUCCGCCAAGGUGGAUGAUCGUGGCUCAUUCGGAUCCAAAAGGUCACGCAGUGAAGGUUCUCGGAGUGAUGGAGAUUGGACCUGUCCGCAAUGUGGUAAUGUGAACUUCAGUUUUAGAACAGUGUGCAAUCGUGGAAGAUGUGGUGCUCCUCGACCAUCAGCCAGCCCAAAUUCUAGAAUAGGGCUGACACCUGUCCCUGGUGCUUUUGAUCGUCCUUUACCUGGUUACUAUGGUGGAGUUGGUGUUCCACCACAUAUGCCCCUUGGAUUAUCUGGUGGCUACGGUGCUCCACUUCCACUAUCUGGGAUGCGCUAUGACUAUGGUCCACUUAGCAGUCCAGGAUAUGGUCCCUUAUCUGCAUAUGGUCCACCAGGACCAAUAGGAGGCUAUGGUUAUGGUCCUGGUCCUACCAUGGACAGGUAUGGCUAUGGUUAUCGAGGAUCUCCAAUGCCGGUAUGCAAUUUGUUAUAUAAACUUUAUUUCAUGUUAUGGAUACUUCAUCUGAUGUUUUAUUUUUGUCUUAUUAUAUGCUUGGAUUCUAAGGUUCUGGGUCCAUGGUCUGGGGAAGAACUUCCUGAUAAUAGUGCUUCACGUAAACGUCGUGGUGGUCCUGAUGGGUUAUUUGAGGGUGAUUGGAAAUGCCCUAAAUGUGACAAUAUUAAUUUUGCCUUUAGAACAACUUGCAAUAUGAAGAAAUGUGGAGCUCCCAGGCCUGCUUCUGCUUCCAAUCGUGUCGACAAGGAUGUGCCAGGCGCUCCAGAAGGCAGCUGGACCUGCCCCAAGUGCAACAACCUCAACUACCCCUUCCGCAAUGUCUGUAAUCGGAAAGGAUGCGGAAGCGAGAAGCCUUCUACAAGCUGAUGUUCAAUUUUGGCUACUGCUGCGGUUCAAAGUGAUGUAUUGCAACCUCUUCAUAUAAUUAUCAUGUCAGCACUUUGGAUAGGCAAACAUACAAUCCAUAGUUUAGCAUGGGACUGAUUUAUCCUUGUAUUAUUAGUUUGUUGCGGUAGUUUGUAGGCUUUGCCAAGCAUCUAGACUGACGGGAGUAAUCUCAUGUAGUCAUCAGAUUUUUAUUCAAAUUGCAUCUUUUGCAUCUGUAACGAUGGUUCCAAUGUUAAUUUUUUGAUUGUUUUC